This is a messenger RNA of Salarias fasciatus (jewelled blenny), 1917 nucleotides long. RefSeq names its product zDHHC palmitoyltransferase 16a (gene zdhhc16a). The coding region runs from base 243 to 1391 and encodes 382 amino acids. Gene Ontology annotation, molecular function: palmitoyltransferase activity. NCBI's taxonomy places the organism in Eukaryota, Metazoa, Chordata, Actinopteri, Blenniiformes, Blenniidae. The record is from RefSeq and is a predicted model, not a curated record. The transcript has 12 exons.
GCCAGCUCUGCUGUCACAGGUCCCUGAUCCUGCUUCUCUACGCUGAUAAUGUCCCAUAAAAUCUACACCACCGUUUGAAAAAUGUCGACAAGAGAGGAGAGCUCGGCUUUUUCCCCGUCUUCACACAGCACUGUGCCUGAAGAGGUUCAAGUGUGGAAGAAAUCAGACCAGUAAGGGGACCUGGACCUGUAUUCAACAGUCUGUAGGAUCAGGAUUUGGUUCAUGUACACCACAAAUGUAGGAUGAAGUGGUGUCCCGGCUCAGUGAUCCACCUGCUGCGGUGUGUGCGGCUCCGCUCUUGUGGCAGGAGAGGAAAGAGCAGGCUGCCUCCAUGGAUUAGGAAGAUAUGGGCUUACAUGAGGCUGCUGCUGCAGUCACUGUGCUUCAACUCCCUCACCAACUCAGAUGUGGUUUUCGACUCACUCUUUGAGCCCAUUUUUUGGACUGUGGAAUAUGUCACCCGCUGGUUUGGAGUGGUGUUUGUAGUUCUGGUGGUGAUUCUGAUCAGCUCCAUUGUAGUCAUAGCCUACAUUGUCCUCCUGCCGCUGAUCCUCAACACCUACUCUCCUGCAUGGAUUGCUUGGCAUGUGUGUUACGGCCACUGGAACCUCGUCAUGAUCGCCUUCCAUUACUACAAAGCAACCAAGACUUCUCCUGGGUUUCUCCCUAAGGAAAUCUCUGACACACCCUUUGUCUCAGUUUGCAAGAAGUGCAUCUUGCCUAAACCAGCGAGAACACACCACUGUGGUAUCUGUAACCGGUGUAUUUUGAAAAUGGACCAUCAUUGUCCCUGGCUAAAUAACUGCGUGGGCCAUUUCAAUCACCGCUACUUUUUCUCCUUCUGUCUCUUCAUGACCCUGGGCUGUGUUUACUGCAGCAUCAGUGGCAGAAACCUGUUCAUAGAUGCGUACAAUGCUCUGGAGCGCUUUAAGCAUAUGGAUAUGGAAAAACCAGGGAUACCAGUAACUGGAAUGGGGGUUCUGUUAGGACUUCUUCCUCCUGGUCAGAGUACUUUUCAGACAGCUCCACCACCAUACACAUUCAAGGAUAAAAUGAUUCAUAAGAGCAUCAUCUACAUGUGGGUCCUCACCAGCACAGCGGGAUUGUCUCUGGGAGCUUUGACCAUUUGGCACGCGGUGCUCAUAUCCAGAGGCGAGACCAGCAUUGAAAAGCAUACAAACAAAAGCGAAACAAAGCGAAUGGCCCAAAAGGGAAGGGUGUACAGAAAUCCUUUUCACUACGGAAGGCUGAAUAACUGGAAAAUCUUCCUCGGCGUGGAGAAGAGAAGUCACUGGGUGACGCGGGUUCUUCUUCCUUCUGGACACCCGCCAUACGGCGACGGCUUAACAUGGAACAUCUUCUCAGUUCACAAUGACCUGAUACCUGUAUGACAAAACUCACUUUAGGCAGAUUUACUGCCUAAUUUGUCAAUCCUCUGCUCUGUCAACCUCCUUCAUCCAGUUGGAUAAAAGAACCCUUCAAGACAUGAGUUCUUUCCAGCCUCCAGUACCUCAAAAACCUGCUGAGACGUAGCUCCUCCUUCUGCAAUCUGCAUUUUCCAGCAGUGCAAAGUGUAGUGAAUUCUUCAUUGUCUGCCGGGUUUUUACACGUUUCUGUAAACUGGUUUUACUUGACGACAAACCUUGUGCUAUCAUGGGUUUGAUAUUUUUCUAAGACAUUGAGCUAUCUGAUAAAUCAAACUAUAUGAACUUGUGUAUUUUUUUUUUGGAAUCUCUUAAAGAAAAAGCUCUUCAGUUGGCAACACAGUGGUCCAUCUUCAUACCUUAUUCAUCAUCUACCAGUUCUGUACUGCAGUCUAAUAUCAUUUGUUUCUCACAUUCAUUGGAAAAUGACAGUAUCAUGAAAACAUGUUGUUUGUUUUUUGUAUCUGUUAAGUUAAUAAAACUUUAUACCUUG